AUGAACGAGACUCCACGACUUCGGUCGGCCUAUCCUCCCACACCUCCAUCAGAUCCGCGGCCACAAAUCCUCCGUGAUGGCUUACGAAAGAGUUUUGGCUCGCCGAACAGCCCCGCGUUCACAAACGCCCGGAGGCCUUCGCCUCAGGUCAAGCAGCCGAUCGGGCAGACCAAUGCACCUGCGAAGGACGCGACCCUUAUACCUCUCAAUGUGGUCGAUGCGCCUUCGCAAAGAGCGUACGUAGCAGGGCUAUACCUCGCUUUGUUGGCUUGGAAACUGUCCAACUACUGGCAAAUAUUCGACGAGUUGGAUUCGACAUGGUGCUUCCUGAAAUGGAACGUGAUAGACAUGCUCUUCCUGUUUGGCCUGCCAGCUUUGCACAUACCAUGGCUGGAGUGGUCAUUCUUCACUACAUUGACAGUCUAUCUCGUCCAUCUCAUUGCAAAUGCCUUCCUCAUGUUUCGCAUACCCAUUCCAGUGAUCGCUUGGGCUGGAUCACUUCUCAAGCUUGUUUACGAUCGAGAGCUGUCUAUCUCAGACCACCGUGUCGAUCCGGCGGGCAUUCUGCAUAACUCAUCAAUCAUCCUAGGAAAGCAGAUCAUCCAAAUUCUCCCGGAAGGCUCAGUAAUCUUGAACCCUGAGAGGGAGGCAUUUUGUCUGGGCGCGCAGGCCAGGUCGAUUGAAUUACCGAUCCAGAUCAAUCAAACCACUCCCGCUAUGAUUGAGCUUGUGAGGUACGACCUGGACACAUACGAAAAAGAGAUAAUUACAAUCAGCGCAAAGCAUGUUCGCAAGAUGAAACGACAAGCUGAGAAGCUCUACCCGAAAAAUAACAAGUCAAGUCCGCGCGUGCUGAAGUAUAUGGUGAAAGAGUCAGGCUUAUACCAACUUCAGCGUGUCAUCGAUGAAUCUAAAUUGGAGGUCCGCAAACGAAGCUUCAAUACGCUGGUUGCGCCGUGCCCAGAAGCGCAGAUCCGUACAGAUCUUACCAAUAAAUGUAAAGGCGAUUUGUCUGAUGUGGCUCUCAACGUGACUGGUGUUCCACCUUUCAAAGUCACUUAUAGCAAGAGAAUCAACAAGCAGCAAUCUACGUCAAGCGUACAAACUAUCCAACCACCUGGCCUGGACUCGCCACUGAACGUGGAGGAGGUAUCAAGCACAUUAGUCGAUCCACGAGAGAUAAACCUUGACUGGGCAAGACCGAUCAGCAUCAUGGUCCCGAUCAACGAGUCUCUGACUCUGGAUGGAGUGUGGUCGUAUACUGUGGAACAGGUCGAGGACGGCUCCGGUAAUGUCGUCAGGUUUGCUUCUGAAAAAGAUGGGCCGAUCGCUUCGCCGACCACCAUCAGGCAACAGCGUAUUGUUGUACACAACCGGCCCCGAAUAUUCUUUGAUGGUUGUAAUGCUCAACAAGCUCUUCAGGUUGCAAGAGAAGACUCGAUCCGGAUGCCACUGAAGAUGCAACCCUCUGGACCUCUUGCAAGUGGUGACUGGCCAUUACAUUUGACAUAUACAUUUGCACCUGAAUCAGUCGAUACGGAAGUCUCGCCCAUUGACACGCAGAGCGUGGAUCUGGCAAGCGAAAUGAUCCCGCCACGGAUUAGCAAGGCCGGAAAGUACAGUUUGGACCACAUCAGCAGCCAGUUCUGCGCUGGCGAAAUCUCCGAACCCUCUUCUUGCAUUGUGACUAAUCCACCUAGACCCGACAUGACGCUCACGAAAGAAGAUUUGUCCGACAACUGUGCAGGCAACACCGUUGGGAUGAAGAUAGAUUUUGACUUUACGGGCACACCACCAUUCAACGUGAGAUACAGCAUAUCACAUCAUGGAUCGACAGACCUGAGGACUGCCAACUUCGACGGGCUUAGGGGCCAGCUUGAAUUCAAGCCUACCUGGGCUGGAUCAUACGAGUAUGAAUUCCUUGAGAUUCAGGACAAGUUUUAUGGACCUGUGUCACUCAAGCGUAAGGGGUUGAUUCUGAAGCAAGAUCUCAAACCCCUCGCCUCCGCCCAGUUCAUGCACAAGCUGGAUAACGUUCAUGCCUGCCUUGAUCAGGCCGUCACUGUGGACGUUAGACUUACUGGAGAAGCUCCUUGGAAGCUCGACUACGAACUGGUUCACGGCGGAAAGAGGAAGAAAGUGUCGGUUCAGUCGGACGUGUCGACGUAUUCCAUCAUCACACCUCCAUUCACAAGUGGAGGUCAGCAGUCUCUGAUCUUGACCAAUGUCCAAGAUAAAGCAGGAUGUCCUCAGUCCAUUAGAGAAGCAUUGACCAUCAAUGUGAGACACGAGCGACCUCGUGCGGCGUUUGGAGAGAUCAAUGGUGGGCAGGAGAUACUCGCUUUAGAAGGAAAGCCUAUCAGAUUACCCCUUCGACUCAAGGGCAACGGUCCCUGGACCGUGGAAAUCAUCAACCAAGACAGGCCAUCGUCUCCCAGUGCUGUCAUGCUCAAGCAAGCCAACGAUGCGAUUAGCAUUGAGCAUUCCGGCACAUAUGAGAUCGUAUCUGUUCAUGAUACAUGUCCUGGCGUUGUUGAUCCGACAGCAAAUACCUUCAGAGUUGCCUGGAUCGAAAGACCAACUCUGUUCAUCUCUGAGUCGGCUGCUCUGAGGCUGGAUGAAACAAGCUACGAAAAAUCAGACGUCUGCGAAGGCGAUGAGGAUGCUCUUCCCAUUUCGCUAAAAGGCAACCCACCAUUUACUCUCAAGUAUGAACAGAAAUCGCAACCUCUAAAGGGUGCUGCGUCUGUAAGCAACAAAGCUCCCAUCACAGCUGCGAUUGGAAGCGCGUCAAUCCAGAUGGAUACCUCCAAAGCUGGCGAUUAUACAUACACCUUCAAAGAGAUCAGCGACGACCGAUACGCCCACUCCAAACAUCACUUUACACCCCUAACAGUUCGGCAAAAGGUCCACCCCCUGCCCUCCGCCAAAUUCACCAACCCAGGCAAAACCUACUCUUAUUGUAAAGACUCCUCCCCCGACCCAUCCACCCCCACAGACACCGAAACGAUUCUCAUAUCGCUCGAAGGCACCCCACCCUUCUCCCUUGAAAUCAGCCUCACCCAUCACGGCAGUGUGCGGCCUGAAAUCGUCCGCCUCAAAGACAUCUCUACUCGCAGCCUAUCCUGGACCCUCCCACGCCGGACGCUGGACCUAGGAACUCACAGCGUGAGCCUCCGCUCCGUCAAAGACAGCCUCGGAUGUGCUCGCACCAUCGACCACGACCCAUCCUCCAUCCGCAUCCGCGUCUCCAACCCGCCGACCAUAAUUCCACUAGAAUCACAAACUGACUACUGUGUUGGUGAACAUGUCUCGUUUUCUCUCUCGGGUCAGCCACCCUUCCACAUCUUCUACCACUUCCAGGGCCGUGAGCGGAAAGCCACGAGCUCAUCAACCACUUUCCGCCGCAUCGCCGACGGCCCCGGCGAGUUCACCAUCACAGGUGUCAGCGACUCGGCGAGCGGGAAGUGUCGCGCAGAGAAGGAUAUCCGGAAGGUGAUCCACGCGAUGCCGAGCGUGAAGAUCAGUCGUGGACGGGAGGAGAGGGUCGAGAUCCACGAGGGCGGCGAGGUGGAGAUUGUGUUUGAUUUUACGGGGGUGCCGCCUUUUGAGUUUACGUACACACGCUCGGAAAACACGCACCCGAAAGGCGGCAAGAAGAAAUCCCACCCGGUCGUCCUCGAGACAAGACACGAUACUAGCGACGAAUUCACCAAGACGGUGCGUGCCUCGGACGAGGGCACGUAUGAGGUCGUCGCCAUCAAGGAUCGCUACUGUGCCUUUUCGCGGCCGGGCGUGGCGAUGGGGAAGGGAUAUGGCCAGAAACUGUUGAAGCAGUGA
Molecule: messenger RNA, 3840 nt
Organism: Endocarpon pusillum Z07020
Lineage: Eukaryota; Fungi; Ascomycota; Eurotiomycetes; Verrucariales; Verrucariaceae
Exons: 2
Coding region: 1-3840 (1279 amino acids)
Biological process (GO): nuclear pore organization; protein import into nucleus
Cellular component (GO): nuclear pore transmembrane ring
Molecular function (GO): structural constituent of nuclear pore
Source: RefSeq, a predicted model, not a curated record